AUGGUGCCUCUGGCGCUCUGCACUCUGGCUCAGGCUGAGUUGGUCUCCUCGGCCUUCUUCCGGGGCGCAGGAACGGGCACCAGCCCCUGCCGAACACCAAUGGCUCCCACGCAAGGGGUGGGAACGGGCGCUGCAGCAGGCUGCGUGCUGGCUGGUCACACCCUUGGGGCUGGCACAGGCGCCGGAUCCAACCUGAUCUCCUCCACUCCCACGCCGUGGAGCACACUGGUGGGGUUGGCGGUGGUGCCAGCAAGGCCCCCUAUCUUCCGCAAGUGGAGCUCAGUCUGGACCCGUAGUUAUUCCAGCUCCCCGCCUUGCCCCCCAGUUACAUACACAGAAAGUUACAUAAGCACUAUUGGUGUGGAUUUCAAAAUACGAACUAUAGAAUUAGAUGGAAAGACCAUUAAACUUCAGAUUUGGGAUACAGCGGGACAGGAAAGGUUUCGUACAAUCACGUCCAGCUACUACAGAGGUGCUCAUGGUAUCAUCGUAGUGUAUGAUGUCACAGAUCAGGAGUCCUUCAAUAAUGUCAAACAGUGGCUCCAGGAGAUUGACCGCUACGCCAGUGAAAAUGUCAACAAGCUACUGGUUGGGAACAAGUGUGACCUGACGACAAAGAAAGUGGUGGACUACACAACAGCAAAGGUAAAGUUUCCUCACGUAGCUUGCCAAAACCAUCUUGAGGUUAGUGUAACAUGCAGGACAUUCAUUGAAUGACUACUUAUUUAAGAU
This is a messenger RNA of Neolamprologus brichardi, 732 nucleotides long. The record is from RefSeq and is a predicted model, not a curated record. Lineage: Eukaryota; Metazoa; Chordata; Actinopteri; Cichliformes; Cichlidae.